UAAUUCCUUAUGUUGACCCAAAAACUUUUAGCAGAAGAAGUAAUGACAAUACAUUAACAAAAUUUAAACUAAACGAAAAGAGCGACUUUUACAGUGUUGGCGUACUUUUAUGGGAGCUAUCAAGCGGUCGACCUCCAUUUUAUGUUAAGGAUGAAGAAUACAACAUAAGUUUAACCAUCGAAAUUUUAGGAGGACUUAGAGAAAAGAUAAUUCCCGACACACCCGAAGAUUAUUUGAACAUUUAUACUGGUAUCAUUAAAUUAAAUGCAAUUAUUGCAAUAACAAGCAUAGCAAGCAUAGCUGAAAAUAAUCAAUCGAAUAACUAUAAAUCUAAUCUUCAGCAACAUUUUUGUGUAACAUAG
Molecule: messenger RNA, 362 nt
Organism: Funneliformis geosporum
Lineage: Eukaryota; Fungi; Glomeromycota; Glomeromycetes; Glomerales; Glomeraceae
Source: the annotation of a GenBank genome assembly